Pseudoliparis swirei is the source of this 2835-nucleotide messenger RNA. RefSeq names its product CDC42 small effector protein 2-like. The record is from RefSeq and is a predicted model, not a curated record. Gene Ontology annotation, cellular component: plasma membrane. Gene Ontology annotation, molecular function: small GTPase binding. The transcript is spliced from 5 exons. Lineage: Eukaryota; Metazoa; Chordata; Actinopteri; Perciformes; Liparidae. Bases 268 to 498 code for a protein of 76 amino acids. Gene Ontology annotation, biological process: regulation of Rho protein signal transduction.
UUCGUUUUUUUGUUGCAUUCUUUAGCUUUCAAUCGAUCGUUGGCUCUUUUUUUUUUACUCCGACAAAACCGGUCGUCAUCUGGAGCGUUCUGCCCUGUGUCGGGAGAAUAGUUCUUCGGCGGUUUUACCCGAGAGAAACCAGCGGUCUGUGUUUGCGUCAGUUUCCGGCCGCGUCUGCUGCUCUGGCAACACCGAACAGGAAGAGGGACGCAGAGAGACGUCUGAACUGAGAGCGGAAACUGCUUCGGCUUCUUCGUCGGCCUCAGGAUGACUGAGUUCUGGGUUUGUUUCAGCUGCUGCAUUGCGGAGCAGCCACAGCCUAAGCGGCGGCGGCGGAUCGAUCGCUCCAUGAUCGGGGAGCCGACAAACUUCGUCCACACCACACACGUCGGCUCGGGGGACAUGGGCCUGGGGUUGGCUUCAGUGGACCUCGUUCAAGCCCAAAUGAAAUCUAAAGGCGGCUACAUGCACGGAGGAUCUGAAGGGUCUCAGUUGUAACAAGCCCUUCACAGUCUUGUGGAAACUACUGUUGUUGAUAUGAGGAAGCGUUUUCAAAAAAGCAGUUCUGUCUGUAAUGGACGUAGGACCAAAAGAUGAAACUACUGCUUUUCCAUAAUGUUGUAUAUAUUUUUAUUUUCCAUUCCUUUUUUUAAAUUUGUUUUUUUAUGAAAGCACUGCUAUCCAUUUGCUGCCAUACUGUUGCACUGCAAAGAGUAACUUAGGAAUAGAUAAGAGGGUUUAGAAAGCUCAUAAUCUCAGAUGUAUGCUUGCGUGUGUAUGCAUGAGGAAAAAUAUUUUCACAAAUAUUUGCCGUUGUAGCCCAUUUGGAUGCCUGUAUUUAUUAUCUGAUUUGUUAAACGGACCUCACGGUGGCUGGGCCACGCUGGAGAUUUGGAACAUUCAGUUUCUUUCUUUAAUUUUCAGAGGUUUAUCAAAGGACAGGUAGAGGUGGCGAGGCAACAAACAAAGAAAAGCGAUUACGUUCAUUGUUUUAUUCUGAUAAAUACUCAUUCUCUGAGCUUCUUUCAGGGUUAGAGAUUGCUUGUCUUGUAAUAAACUUGAAAUGAGUAGAGUACACUGGCUCUUACAUUGUACACUCACACUUGCUUAGGAAUUUUGCAUUGAUUUCAACUCUUAAGUUUUUUUUAUACUCAUUUAGAUUUGAACCAUAUAGAAUUUUAAUAAACUAUGAACUUCCUAAUCUGCCUUCUGAAGUCACGUUCAUUAUUGUGUUGGGCAGCUUGAUGCUAUACGCGCGAAGCUCAGUGGUUGCAACAGGAUUCAUAUUUUUUUAUAUUUUUAUUUUCAUGUCUUGUGACGACUAGAAUUGUACUUGGAAGUAACUAAAUCACAGCACAAACGUGGGCCGGGUUUUAUACAGUCGGCCGUCUUCUCAAACCGGCAGCCGACCUCCUGUAUGUCCAUCAGAACCAGUUUGGGUCGUGAUACUGCUGGUUCUCCCCCCCCCCCCACCCAGUGUCUUGUUUUGACAUCAUUUUUCCUUCCGUUUUUUGGUUGUGACACCGUUCAUCUUGGCAGAAAUGAUCUUGUUCCUCUGGAGAUCUUUAACAGCUUAAUGUUGUUUUUCUUUCUUUUAUUUUGAAAACUCUCCGGACCUCUUAAAGCUGACGCAUGCAUUCAACCUGCUGCGACCCACCUUUUCGUCGCCGUGUUUGUGAUCCAGUUGCUUCAGUGUUAAAAGACGUUUAAAGUUCUCUCCCCUUUAUUCAAGUCGAGAUGACGUUCUGUACGAAGGGUUCCUCUCGUCGGGGAACGUGGACGAGCGCAGCGCUUAUUGCCAGAUUACGCUGGUUGUCGGUUGCGCUAAUGAUCGGAGUCGAGUUCUCGGUCUUCUCGUCCCUCCAGUAUUGUCGUAUGUCGUCCAAAUUUCAGAACCUGGCUCCAUUUGAAAAUACCUUUUUUACAAAUAGUGACGGAGCAGCUGCAGAAUGCUCAUUGGAUGCGUGGCCCCUGAUCCUCGGGGGGGGGGGGGGGGAUGACCCUCAUCGCGUCUCACUGUCAUUCUGAAUCAAAGAGGUGAAGCGUGUCGAGCGAAACCAGCUGGCCUGGAUUCACCAACACAUGUCAUUAUUUGUUCUCGAUGUACAUCUUUAUGAUUCGCUAACAACAGAAUGUGGUGGUGGUGUUAAAGUCGAGCAAAAGUCUGUGUAAAUUGGUGUCAAAUGCGUGCUAUUGUCAUACUAUUUAUGAUUUUUUUUUUUAAGAAGAUAUUUUGUGUUGGUACCAGGCGGCACAGAUUUCCUGAUAAAUAUAUAUAUAUAAUCACAAUUGUAAUAUCUUUAUUAUUUACGGCCAUACGAUUUAAUUAUGCGAUUGGAUAUUGUCCCAGUGCCCAUCUGUUCCUCUUUAAAUGUUCCUGUAGUAAUUCCUGUGUGAAAAGAGAUCCACAUCUGUAUCGAUUAGUCUGAGUUUGUUUCCCAGCAGGUGUCAGACAUACUGGGCUGCAGUACAUGAUGUGACCAGCAGGCUGUGCUUGUGGACUGGUUGAAUGUGACUUUAAAAUGUUGUUUCCUUUUGGGAUUCUUGUAAUUGGACUUCUUCUAUGAUGAUACUGUAAAUAUGUAACAUGAAAGUAAUGGAUCCAUCGUUUAUAUAUGUAUUCAGGGUCAUACAUAUUCUAGGCUAUUUUUCUGUAUGACAUCAGUGGGAGGAGAGAGAGUUGGAGCAGUGUUUUUGUUUGUUUUUGCUUCUUCUUUUUUUAGGAACUUCCUGAUAAGUCUUUACUACUUUUAAGGGAAGUUCAUCAGUCUUUUUUUUUCUUCUGCAUUUUUCAGAAUAAACAAUGAGAAAUAAAUGUUAAAUGUUAAAGUUUGA